Messenger RNA from Histoplasma capsulatum G186AR, 564 nucleotides. RefSeq lists its product as uncharacterized. Lineage: Eukaryota; Fungi; Ascomycota; Eurotiomycetes; Onygenales; Ajellomycetaceae. The record is from RefSeq and is a predicted model, not a curated record. The coding region runs from base 1 to 564 and encodes 187 amino acids. The transcript has 2 exons.
AUGACGAUCAGCCUCGCAGCUGUCCAGCGCAGCACUAGAAUUUUUAACCGCUCUGCAACUACUGACAAAGUAUGUCACCUCAUCCACGAGGCUGGAGAAAGGGAGCGGAUGUUAUUCGGUUCCCUGAAGGCUUUAUCUUGUGCUCCCAUCCCGGGUGACAACGCUCCCACUGGUCUCAGAACCAGCCCUCCCUUUACCCCGGGGCUUUUUCCACGAAAGCGCCCAGGUUCCCGUUGCUGGUGGCUAAGUACUGUUCAAGCGGCAUGUCGAGAUUUCCGUGGCAGGGUAAUUGAAGCAUAUGGCCACAAUGGAACCGGGAAGGCAAUUCCUACGCAAACACAAGAGAAGACUGGCCGCUUCAAAAUCCUUGGACCCAACGGCUCCACAGUCGCAGGAGCAUUCGAAGAGGUGCAGGGAGGAAUUUUAUAUGUAGAUGUGGGCACUGAUGAUUUCGCUGAUUCUGAAAUACGCGACCUGCUACCGAGUAUGCCUGAAACCAUGAGGAACCGGAGCUCUUUGCUCGCUAUAUCGCGAAGUAUUUCGAGAAUAUUAUCAAGCCAAUGA